Molecule: messenger RNA, 1460 nt
Organism: Durusdinium trenchii
Lineage: Eukaryota; Dinophyceae; Suessiales; Symbiodiniaceae
Source: the annotation of a GenBank genome assembly
AGCUACUUUAUUUCAAGAAGUAGCGUUUUAUUCGUCGAAGCUAUGCCACGCGUCUGGCGAUCUCGAGGUUACCAGCCUCCCAGCACCAGCGGUGCAGUUUCUGCGCAGCAGCCAGAUGGCGUGGCCCAAUUCUUCCAAGCCUUAGGCACUCGAAAUCUUCAAACCAAGACUGCCAGGCCUCCACCCCGGACCCCCUCUCGGUCGAAAGAUGUAGCCACGGGACUUCGGGAGGGCAAGUUGACCUUCUACGGAGGAGUGCGGAGCAAAGUUCCUUCCUUCUAUCCCGUGGUGCACCGGUCCCCGCGGUAUGAGACCUCCACUCUCUCUCACAAGUCGAACGAGCAUGAGCAGCACGAGCGCGACGGCUCGGAGCAGCACGACGGCUCGGGGCUCGGACGGACUGCGGGAGAUGGGCGGUCGUUCUAUAUGCGGUCCAAGUUGCUUCAAGCUUCCGCGCCUUCGACGCCUUCCACGUUGACUUUCAAGAGGAUGAGCUCAGCAAGCUCUCCAGUGGAGCAGCUUUCAAGCAGCGCUGUUUCUGCUGCAAGCCCCGCUCGCAGUGUUUCGGGGACCAGCUCGCAGCCGGAGGCUGAUGAGGUGGAUAGGGUGAUCGAAGGCGAAGAGGAGCUCUUGCAGACAGCAGCUCUUGACAGCGAUCAGUCCGUGCCUUGUUCCUCGAUCGAGAACCAGAAUCAGCCGGUCGAGGCGUUAGAGACAUCGCAGCAGACGUCGCAGCAGACGUGGUUGCGGCUCAGUGGUGCAAAGCGAUGGGCGGACAGUUUGGAGGAUCCGGAUGAGGAGCAGUUCUGCGGACUUGCGAACUGGCCGCAGAAGAAGCAAGAAGAAGACAAGGUGACCGGCGUCAGCUUUGAGCAGACUCCAGUUUGGAGGCAGGAGACCUGGCAGACCCGUUCCAGCUGGCGAUCCGAGAGCUGGCAGCAAUCCGAUAGCUGGCAGUGGUGGGGGAGACAAGGAAAGCGCCCUCGGCGAAAGCCUAAAAAGGCAUCCCAGACGUCGCAGCAGACGUCGGGACGUGCGAACUGGCAGGAGACCUGGCAGACCCGUUCCAGCUGGCGAUCCGAUCGCUGGCAGCGAUCCGAGAGCUGGCAGCGAUCCGAUAGCUGGCAGUGGUGGGGGACACAAGGAAAGCGCCCUCGGCGAAAGCCUGAAAAGGUAGUGCAACAGCGCGGGGAGGCAACCCCAUUUGCCCUGGAGGAGCCGGAGCUGAUGACACAGGACCUGGAUUUGUGGCCUGCCUUGCCGCAGCGCAGGUGAUCCCAGAGACUCCGAGGUGGUUUGAAUCUGCCAUGGGCAGGAUCUUGUUUGAAGUCCACAAACAGGGCGAUUGUUCAUAGAUUGAGUUCUACUUGACUCCCCCGUAUCUUACUGUACCAGAAUUGGUGUGCAAGCAGCUUCGAAACGAAGGACACUGAACUCCUGGCAAAGAAGGUUUGUUGCAA